This is a messenger RNA of Yamadazyma jaroonii, 900 nucleotides long. Lineage: Eukaryota; Fungi; Ascomycota; Pichiomycetes; Serinales; Debaryomycetaceae. The record is from the annotation of a GenBank genome assembly.
AUGUUCAAAAAGAUUGAAAAUAACUUUGCUAAUCAUUAUGUGGAAACACAGGAGCUUCCUAGUGGAUUUGUCACUAAUAGUAGUGAUUUGAUCAAAGGAUAUCCCAAAUUACAGACUUUGAAAGAGUUAAAAGCGAAACAAACUGAAAAAUACGCUGUUAAAGCCUUGGGUUGUAGAGUAAAGACCCGUGAUUUGGUCCAAACGGUCAAUCGAUGGACGGAAGAAUUCAAAUUACAAUUUGAUGUUAUCAUGAUAGGUUGUAUGGCAAAUAAUCAACGGGUUUUGAAGUUUUUGAAAGAGUUACCUUUAUUGAAACUUUGUUCUAAACCAGGAUUCUUAUUCAUAUGGACAACCGUGGAUGAGAUUGAAAGUCUAACCACUAUUUUGAAUCAGAAUUAUGGUAAGAAAUUUCGAAGAUCAGAAGAGUUGGUGUUUCUCCCAGUUAAUAAGAAUUCAAUUUUUUAUCCCCAACAAGACUAUAGUAGAUUAUUUGAAAAUCAACAAUGGAAUUGUUGGAUGUGUAUCACAGGAACAGUCAGAAGAUCUAACGACCAACAUUUAAUUCAUUGUAAUAUAGAUACAGAUUUACAAUUUGAAAAUGAGAGUUUAGUUAGCUACAACGCUGUUCCUAAUUCUGUUUAUAAGAUCGCAGAGAAUUUUUCCAAUUUCAAUAGGAGAUUACAUAUAAUCCCCUAUGAAUUAGGUAAAACCCCAAUAAAGUUGAGGCAUGGAUGGGUCAUUUUGAGUCCUGACGUGCUACUCAAUAAUUUUAAUCCAUUGGAUUAUGAAACACAAUUACAGUCCAAAUCUUUAAUCAAUUAUAAGAAUAACCAAGUUCAAUAUUUAGUUGGUCAAACUAAAGAAAUUGAAGACUUAAGACCUAAAAGUCCUGGUAAAUAG